UUUGUUUCAUUGUUUAUUCUUCCAAUCAACUGAUUAAGUGUACCUACCUAUACUGAAAUAGUGUUUUGUGUGUGUGUAUAAAAAAAAUCCACCCACUUUCGAGUCAGACUUGCAGACUACAAAAAAUCGUCUUUGCCUUUGGCUAGUCUGUGGACAAGAUUUUCAGACAGCAUGAAGCUUGCCCUAUUCGUCCUAUGGGCGACAAUAUCCCUGGGUGAGGGGUACAGGAUCCUGUGUGUCUUUCCUGUUCCGUCUCCAAGCCAUAAUAUAGCUGGGAAAGGAUUUGUGGACGCUCUACUCCAAGCUGGACAUCAGGUUUGGUGGGCUACUCCGUACCCUGAGAAGGUAAAGCAUCAGACAGACAACCUGACCAUCAUCGAUGUCAGCGCCACCAAGAAGGUGUUUGAAAAUGUCAAUAUGACGAAUCCCCAGCCAGCUUAUAAACUACUCUUCAUGUCCGCUAACAUAGCUGCCACCGCGGCAGCAUCGCCAGAGUUGCAGCAAGCCAUGCUGACGGUAGAUUUCCAUGCUGUCGUUACUGAGUGGUUCGCUUCGGAUAUACCCGCUGGAUACGCCGCAGUCCAGCAAGCCCCCUGGAUAAUGCUGAGUAGCGUGGUGGCCCACUCUUGCCUGGAGAUGCUGGUGGAUGACGUCACCAGCACAGCGCUCGUGCCGACUAUGAUGACGAUAGCGCCUCUACCCAUGGGGUUCUUUCAGCGAGCAGCCAACAGUGUUGUUGUGGGGCUGAUGCAGUUUGUGACCUGGUCAAUGCGGAUCUACUCUUCAAACCAGUACACAGAUCUAUUCGGCCCCUUAGCGGCCGCGCGUGGCACAGUGCUGCCAUCUCUGUCAGAAGUUUAUAACAACAUAUCUAUCCUCUUUGUCAACUCACACCCAGUGCUAGCUCCUCCUAGGAGCUUCCCGCCGAAUGUGGUGGAUAUAGCGGGGUACCAUGUCGAAGAGAAUACCAGUCUUCCUGAGGACCUACAGAAGCUUCUAGACUCUUCGCCAGGCUUCAUCUACUUCAGCCUUGGCUCUGUAGUGAAGGUAUCCGAACUGCCACUCACCUUGAAAACAAAGUUAGCUCAGAUGUUUGGAGAACUGCCUUAUACGGUGCUGUGGAGGAGUGAUGAAGAGUUGGAGGUGCCGAGAAAUGUGCUUGUGAGGAAGUGGUUCCCGCAGGCUGGGAUAUUAGCGCACCGCAACAUAAAACUCUUCAUCACGCACGCUGGCCUGCUAUCCAUCAUCGAAGCCGUCCACCACGGGAUACCAGUACUAUCUGUACCAGUCUUCGGCGACCAGCCCAUGAACGCUGAGAGGACUGUUACAGCUGGUUUUGGACUAAAAGCGGACUUCCAUAGUGGAAUGGCGGGCGAAAUAAGAAGGGGAGUUGAGGAAAUGAUUGGAAAUGAGAGUUACUAUGAAGCAGCGAAACAGGCAUCAAAGCUGUACCGCAGACGGCCGGUGUCGCCAUCUAAGCUGAUACCUCACUACGUGGAACUAGCCAUUGAGUCUCAAGGUGCGUACCACCUACGUUCCGCAGCGCGUCUGUACCCCUGGUACGCGCGGACCCAGAUAGACCAACUUCUGUUCUGCGCUGUUCUCUUCUAUGCUCUGUAUGUGGCGGGGCGAAUCGUGGUGCACCAAUUAAAGCGGGGAAAGAGAAAAACUGAAUAAAUUAUUGUUUUUGUAUUAUCUA
Molecule: messenger RNA, 1699 nt
Organism: Leguminivora glycinivorella
Lineage: Eukaryota; Metazoa; Arthropoda; Insecta; Lepidoptera; Tortricidae
Product: UDP-glucosyltransferase 2-like
Exons: 10
Coding region: 172-1677 (501 amino acids)
Molecular function (GO): UDP-glycosyltransferase activity
Source: RefSeq, a predicted model, not a curated record